AUGGGAGAGCUCAUGUCCAGAGACAAUGCCUUCAGUAACGCGGUCGGCCACAACGAGGCGGGUACCCCUUCUCUACAAGAGGGCGUUGAGGCGAUCAAACCUCUGUUUAUCGUUUCGGAGAACCACGCUGCGGCAUCGUCACCGCUCUACACACGCCUCCCUUCAAAAGACUACUUCCGCCUCCUCGAGAUCCUCCCUGGUACGGACGAUGCGAGGCUUCAAUGCCGUAUGCACGUCUGCUCCAUGUGCGACAACCGCGGCGCCUACGAGGCCCUCUCGUACACGUGGAUGACCGGGAGGGAGCCGUGGACGGGUGGGCGCAACCUCUACAUGGCUCUGCACCGACUUCGGCGCGAGGCUUCGAGACGGGUCGUGUGGGCCGACGCUCUCUGCAUCGACCAGAGCAACCCCCAGGAGCGAAGCCAACAGGUGGCCGGGAUGGGUGACAUUCUUCGAAAUGCGCACGACGUCCUUGUGUGGCUCGGAGAGGAUGAGGAUGCCAACCAAGUCUCUGACCCGGUCGCGAGGGCAUCUUCGAAGGCCUUCGCCGGAGUGUGCUCGGUGGUCUCGACAUGGGCGGCAACGGCGGCGGCAGCAAAACAUGCCUUGCGGGUGGGAAGGCCCCAGUACCGGAUUCAGAGUUGCGGAACACUCUCGGGAUCUGAUGGAGAGGGGCUCCUUGCUGCAGAUAGCCCAGUCUGGGCCAAGGUCCUGCAGCUGUACAACAAAAGAUGGUUCUCCCGUCUUUGGGUCGUCCAGGAGAUUGCCCUGGCGCGGCGGGCCACGGCAAUUUGGGGCGCAUGCGAAAUGCCGUGGGAGUGGAUUGGACUGGCUGCAGCUAUCAUCCGGACGAACUGGAACUGCAUCGUGCCCGGCUGGGUCGCCCAGGGCGCCCAUUCCGGCUACUUACCGACCUACCUACCCGACGAGUCAGUUCGCCUCGUCCCCGUAGGUAUGAUGAACGCGUACUUUAUGUACAGGAUCUCCCGUUUGCAAAACUACUUCAACACGCUCCGUUUCUCGUUCGGCGAGCUCCUUACCCUCACGAGGCAGUUCAAGUGUGAGGACAAGCGUGACAAGAUCUUUGGGCUUCUCGGCUUGCCCACGACGGAUCAUGUCAAUUCCUACAUUACGCCCGAUUACGGGCAGUCCCUUGCAGGCGUUUACCGCAGGGUGGCGGCCGCGAUAAUCUCUUCUACAAAAUGUCUAGCCUUCCUGUCCCAUGUCCACCAUACGGACUUGCACGAGGUGCGGCGCUUUUCCACCGUCGUUCCACCCGACUCAACCCUCCCAUCCUGGAUCCCACAAUGGCAUCACAUUGGCCCACAAGUCCUGGCGCCGCUGGAUGCACACCCAGAUUUUGCCGCUGGUCUGUCCAGGGCGGCUCAGUUCCGGGCCGCCGAACAGGAAGCAGUUGAUGCGGACCGACUCGGCGUCCACGGCGUCAUGCUCGAAGGCGUGAGCGCUACAAACGACGUGGGGCCCACCUCAGGGUCUCACACCUACAGAGGGGACGCCGACGUGGUGCUUGCCCGGCACGGCCACACAAGGCACAGCCUGCAGGGGCUGGCGAUGGCCUUGGCCGCAGGCAAGAGCUGGUACGGGCUGCCCAAGGACCGAGGCGGCAUGCUGGCUGACUUUGCCCACUGCCUUGUCGCUGGCCGGCUCUGGUGGGCGCUUGAACUGGAUGCGUUUGGGGUCGGUGUGCCCGAAGAAGGGCAGGAUGAGGUUGGGAGGACAAGCGACUCUCAGAACCAGACGGGCCUGAACGACGACGGCACUGGCGCGUCGUCCGGCCAUGGCAUUGUUACUCUGCAGGAUCUGAAAGAUAUCUCCAGGGGCGGGAACGGGAACCUGUUCUUGGAUGCAGUUGCCACGGCUUGUGUCGGGAGGCGGCUAUUCAGGACCGCGUCGAAUAUGCGAGGAGUUGGUCCCAUCGAUACGCAGCCCGGAGACAAGGUGUGCGUCAUCUAUGGCACCCCUGUGCCGUUCAUCAUUCGGCGAUGCGAUGAGAAACAGGGCUACACGCUUGUGGGCGAGUGUUAUAUUGAUGAUAUAAUGCAUGGGGAGGCUGUCGACGACCCGGGAUAUGAGGAAACCUGGAUCGAUCUCGUCUCUAGUAUUAGUUGA
Parathielavia appendiculata is the source of this 2130-nucleotide messenger RNA. RefSeq lists its product as uncharacterized. Bases 1 to 2130 code for a protein of 709 amino acids. The transcript has 2 exons. The record is from RefSeq and is a predicted model, not a curated record. NCBI's taxonomy places the organism in Eukaryota, Fungi, Ascomycota, Sordariomycetes, Sordariales, Chaetomiaceae.